Messenger RNA from Mytilinidion resinicola, 1600 nucleotides. Its product is annotated as argininosuccinate lyase. NCBI's taxonomy places the organism in Eukaryota, Fungi, Ascomycota, Dothideomycetes, Mytilinidiales, Mytilinidiaceae. The transcript is spliced from 3 exons. The coding region runs from base 67 to 1470 and encodes 467 amino acids. Gene Ontology annotation, molecular function: argininosuccinate lyase activity. Gene Ontology annotation, cellular component: cytosol. The record is from RefSeq and is a predicted model, not a curated record.
GGGAGAGUAAACCUUCGACUCAUCCCAACCCACGCUUCAACCUCCAAUUCCUCCAAAGCAUUCGCCAUGGCCUCGAGACAAGCACCCGCGGAGAACAUGCUAUGGGGCGGCCGCUUUACCCAGGGCCUGGACCCGUUGAUGGUCAAAUACAACACUUCCCUCCCGUACGAUAAGAUAUUCUGGUCGCAAGACAUCCGGGGCAGCAUUGCCUUUGCGCGCGCCAAUCUCGCUGCUGGCAUUCUCACCUCCGACGAGUUCGCGGCCAUUGAGAAGGGUUUCGGGCAAAUCGCAGAAGAAUGGCGGUCGGGGAAGUUCGAGGAGAAGGAGAAUGACGAGGAUAUCCACACUGCGAACGAGAGAAGGUUGAGCGAGCUGCUGGGGAAGGAUGUUGGCGGUAAGCUUCACACAGGCAGGAGCAGGAAUGAGCAGAUCGCUACGGAUAUGAGGCUAUGGUUGAGGGACGAAUUGAGGACUCUGGAAGGCUACUUGAUGGACCUUAUCAAGGUCGCGGUCAGCAGGUCAGAGAAGGAGAUUGACGUCCUGAUGCCCGGCUACACCCACCUCCAAAAAGCCCAACCAGUCCGCUGGUCACACUGGCUCCUCUCCCACGCCACCGCCUUCACCUCCGACCUCGAGCGCUUGCGGGAAGUCAUAUCCCGCGUCAACCGCUCGCCCCUCGGCUGCGGCGCGCUCGCCGGCAACCCCUUCAAGAUCGACCGCGACGCCAUGGCCAAAGAGCUCGGCUUCGAGGGCCUCCUCUACAACUCCAUGAACGCCGUCGCCGACCGCGAGUUCGUCCUCGAAACCAUGCAGUGGGGCUCCAGCUUCAUGCUCAAGAUCUCCCGCUGGGCGGAGGACCUGAUCAUCUACUCGUCGCUCGAGUUCGGCUUCGUGCGCCUCGCCGACACGUACUCGACCGGCUCGUCGCUGAUGCCGCAGAAGAAGAACGCCGACUCGCUCGAGCUGCUUCGCGGGAAGUCGGGGCGCGCGUUUGGACAGAUGGCGGGCUUGUACUGCACGAUCAAGGGCCUGCCGACGACCUACAACAAGGACUUGCAGGAGUCGGUCGAGCCGAUGCUCGACCACAUCAAGACGGUCGGCGAUAGCAUGCAGAUCGCGACAGGCGUGCUGUCAACGCUGAGCAUCCACCCUGAUAAGAUGCUUGCUGCGCUCGCGCCUGAGAUGCUGGCGACCGAGUUUGCGGACUACCUUGUUCGCAAGGGCGUGCCGUUCCGAGAGGGCCACCACAUCUCCGGCCGUGUGGUGCAGCUGGCGGAGGAGAACAGCGUGCCCAUGGACAAGCUGACGGUUGAGCAGCUGCAGGGUGUAGAUGCGAGGUUCGAUGAGGAUGUCGUGACGUGCUUAGAUUACGAGCGCGCGGUUGAGCUGAAGGAUGCGACGGGUGGGACAAGCAAGAGCGCUGUUAGGGAGCAGAUCGUGGUGCUCAAGGGGAUAUUGGCCGCGAAGUAAGUUCAUUAUCAUAUGGUAAUUAUGAGGAUAGGGUGGAGUAUGGUCGUGUUAUGAUUUCGGUAAAAGUGUUUAGAUACGCUACGUAAUUUAUGGGUGAACGUACUUUAUACACAUUCUGUUUUGUCAAGAG